CAUGAGAUGCGAUUGCUCGUGCAGUGAUCAAAAUGUCCUGCUCUCGAGAAUAUCACAGUUGCUCCGAGUCCUUCCAAGGGCGACAACAGCAACAUUCUGCCUUGUCCUGACCAAAAGGAUAAUGGCUGCUCGUUCACUGCACCCCCAAGUUGAAGCUGGAGAAGCUUCCUCCAAGCUUCUCCCCGGGCUUCAUGAUCCUCAUCAUCAUGUGCAAGUUAUCUCCACACGGACCUCGAGGAAACAAUGUAGAAACAAAGGCCUCGCUUGAUUGCCGCCUGAACCGAGGGGAAUUUGCCAUCUCUCAGAGCCUAGUGCCCCCAGCUUUGUGAAUCUCGUUGUGCGAUUUGUAAUCUUUGUAAUCUGCGAGUCAAUCGAUCGAUCGGCAGAUUACAAAUCUCGCAAAGUCGAGAAUGACGAGGCACGGAACCGAGAAAAGAAAUCGAUGGAGCAGCUGAGAGAUCGAUCGAAUGGCUGCAGAUUCUGGCAGCACGAAUGAGAAGGAGAGUGAGGGUGAGGGUGAUCGUGAGGGUGAAAAGUAGAACUCCGUCAAGGUCUGAAAAGCAGUCGAUGCGAGGCCGAGAGCGGUCAACAAUCAUGGGAAAAAAAAAAGGGUUUCAGCUCACACGCUGAGCACAAGGAAAUGAGGAGAAAACAUCAGGCUGACGUAUUUAACUCGCAGUCGGCUUGUCACCACUGGUUUGGCCGAGUCAUGUAGCACACAGCACCUAGCGGAGUACGAUCUCGAUUCUGGCAGGCCAGUGCUCGAGUUGAGGAGCAACUGUGGCACUGUGCGCCACUGUGGGAUCCAGCAUAUGCUUUUUCGAAUCAGUUCCAAGCACUCGCCGGAUCCCAGGACCUUCCGAUCCCUCCCUGUUCACGAUCAGCGCUCGAUCGUUGAACUCGAUUGCCUCCCAUUCAAGUACGUGUGGGAUGUUCAUGGGGACGGUGUGACGAGCAGAGCAGAAAACAGGAGAGAAGAGAGACUCGGGUCACCUAUUAGACACUGCACACAGCUUCUCAGAGCUCGCUGAAGCUUGGCAUUUCGCACUUUGAAGUAUUUCCAGCGUUCGCUCUGUUCAAUCUGUGUCUCCUGCAGCAGCAGCAUUCUGAUGAACGAAAUCCUCCGAGGUCUUGACAGUUUCUGGCCGUCCUGAGUGAGAGGCUGGAGAUCCCUCAGCGAGAGGAGUGAGGGUGCUCAUGAUACCCAAGUUUCAGUGAGGCCGAGAUCCAUCAGCAGCAAUAGCAGCAGCAGCAGCAAGAGCAGCAGCAGAAACGUGGUCUGUUUCGCAAGAUGUUGGUGGAAAAGCUUGACGGGCAUUUGUUCGGAUCAGAGGUCCUCUCGUACGCAAUUAGCAGUUCUGCGGUCUGGCAAUUCAGGACUAGAUGUAGUUACAAUAUUUGUGGCUUUGUCACCACUGUGGACCAUGGCCAGUACCUCUCCGGCUCAGCUUCGUAGGCACAUGUGCUGUUCGCGGGCCUGCAGCAGCCGGCCACAAGAGCCACCAACCAAGAAAUCAAUCGACCCAUUCUCAACCAGAGGCUGAGCAAUCGUCAUCCUCCAUCAUCUUCAUCAUCCUCAUCACCACCAUCACCACCAUCGUCGUCCUCGUCGAGACCGUGCUGAACUUCAAUUCCACUCCAUCGCAACUCCAGCGUCCGACAAAAUGUAUUUUGAGCUAUUGUUUGCUAGUCUUGUGGUGCUGAGCACCGUAUAUAUGUGCCAUAUGAUAAACGAGGGGCAAGGAAAAUUUGGCUACCGACGCUUUCACACGACUGACGAUUACGAUAAUUAUGCGGAUAGCACCUCCGAAAGUGAGUACAAUGCGUUCCAUUUGGGCAGUCCUGGCAUUCAUUCUCCGAGAUCCAGUAGGUGGAGUAGCACUACUUUCAGCUCAGAUGAGUCCGACCGAGAGCCCGAUCAAGACCUCAAUCUCAUGGAUACACCAACAGCAGAAUCUCACCCUCCUGCAAGUCUCAGUCUCCCCAAUGGGCAGCACCCUGAUACCGUGGAGUCGGAGAUCACCGAGAUAGAAAUUGAGACCCUGGAUUCUCCAGUAUACCAGCGGCUCGGGACAGAACCUCUUCAACCUCAGUAUGCUGAAAUUCCCUGGAUUAACAACCCUUUGUUUCAAGAACUGGCAAGUUGAGGAUGAGCAGGAAGUAUGUGGAUGAUGAUUCUGCUCAGUGCAAUUGAGAAUGAAGAGGCAAAGAAUAGCAACAAUGGGGACUUUCCUUCGGCACGUCUUCACGUUUAAUGGAGUUCAAAUCAAGAGCUGAACUGUGGCUUCGAGUUUUCACGGAAUUUAUGAAAGGUUUAGCGAGCAGCAAGAGCGGUUAUGCCGAAUUUCGAGCUCAGAUCAGUCGACGCAGGGAGAUCAAUCAGCCUGUACAGAUGCAGCAGCUGACAGCUAGCCCAUGCAUGCAAUUCGACUCACGCAUCCCGAGUGACUCUGGCGUUUUGUCACAGGGCCCAUCAAAAGAGAUAACGACCGGUCCAUCCAUCUAUCCAUAAAUCCAUCGUCGUCCAGAUCUCAAUUCCUACCAUCAGUCGAAAUCUCUUUCGUAGCUCUUCCCAUCUCGUUCAUGAGAAACGCGUCCGAGCCAGCGGCUGCUGGCCACUUCCCACAUAGCCCUCAAAGUAGCUCCCAUCCAUCGACCGUCACGAGUCCCUUUGCAAGGUCUCUGCUUCGUGCACCGAGUUCCAGGAGCUUAAGAGUUUAGAAAUUUGACAGUGUUGCACCAGUUUUGAUCUUUCGGAUCAGCUCAUGUCCGGAUCCAAGCCCCGUAAUAGCUAAAUAUAAAGCUCGCAAAUUCUUAUCCGUAAGCACUUUUUCAGCAGCAGCAUUACAGUAGUCUGGGAUCUUGUAUCAUACAUACACUCAUCAGUCCGUCGGUCAGUCAGUCACUGCUAGAUCGAGCGAGAGCUAAAAAGGGGCCCACCUCACCAAAGGACAUCAACACCAGGAGCAGCAGCUGCUGUAGUUGUGACAAUACUAAGUUAGCGAGAGAUCGAAGCCGUCGGGACGAGGACGAGGACGGAGAGGAGUCAGACCAGAAUGUCGAAGCAUCGAUGUGUUGAGGAGCUUCGGGCACGAGCAAUUAAUAAAAGCAAGUUUAAUCUCUCUUCACUCAGUUGCGGCUCGCUCAUCUUUUGUCCCAGCUUCUCAUUUUGGCCAACGGAAUGUCUCUGACCGAAUCUCCUCCAGCACCUUCCUCUUGCCUUGGCCGAACCCAAAAUUCAAUGAGCCUCCCGUGAGCUGCUACUUCAAGCCCAGCCAUACCUUCCUGCCCAGACACAGCAAAUCUCAUAAGCGUAUGAUAAUAAUUAGGCCCCUUGCCCAUCCUCCAUCGUUUAGUUAAACCUACGGCUUGUGCAAUAACCUGAAGAGUUCAUCGAAGGACUACCAUCGAUGUACGUGAGCUUGACAGAAAUCUAGGCUUUCCAGCUGAGGAUUGCUCCAG
Messenger RNA from Marchantia polymorpha subsp. ruderalis, 3462 nucleotides. The record is from the annotation of a GenBank genome assembly. Lineage: Eukaryota; Viridiplantae; Streptophyta; Marchantiopsida; Marchantiales; Marchantiaceae.